GCCGUGACCUUUGGCUUUGAAAUUGUUUAUAUUCAAGAGUUCGAUGAAGUUCAACAGAAACUCUCAAUUAUGGUGGUUCCAGGCUUAAACUGGACUGAUGAGUCAAUGAUGUGGAAUCCGGCGGAUUAUGGUGGUCUGUUUUCACUUAUUACGGAAAGUGGUCCUUUCUGGACACCAAAUCUUGUUUUGAGUAAUAGUUUCGAGGAGUGGAAACGUAUAGGCGCUGACUGGCAGACAAUUCGUUUCUAUCCAAACGGAGCGGCCUAUUAUUACCCAGGGGAGAUAUAUUCAAGCGUAUGUACUGUGGAUGUUACAUAUUACCCCUGGGAUAUACACAAAUGUCUUUUGUUUUUUUUCCCUCAAGGGCAUACACCAAGCGAAGUGUAUUUAACACUCAGUGGAAACAAAGUUUUAACGACGUAUUAUAUAGAAAAUGGAGGAUGGGCGUUUGUUGAUUCCAGGAUUACAACAAAUUAUUCCCCUUACUAUACAGAAAUCAUCAUUGAGCUUGUCUUUGAAAGAAAGCCUAGAUACGUCAUUAUUAAUUUAAUUAUGCCAAUUAUAUUUAUGGCAUUCCUAAGCAACGUGGUGUUUCUUAUUCCCGCAGACUGUGGUGAAAGAAUUUCCUACAGCAUAACUGUGCUGCUGGCAAUUGCUGUGUACCUGACAUUUGUUGGAGACAACCUUCCGAAAACCUCAAAUCCAAUGUCUUACUUCAGUUAUUAUCUACUAGCGAUGUUAGUAACAAGCAUUUGUAUCGCUUUGGCAACAAUUUUCAAUCUACGAAUAUACCAUAGUGACGAGUUAGAUCCAGUAACAGGAUGCUGGGCUAAGAUUGCUACAUGUUUCAAAGGUUUGAGAAGAAAAAGAAAAUCAAAAGAAACACAAUAUAAAGGGGCACAUCAAAACGGACAUGUUUCCCAAGGCAUUCGUGAAAAUGUUCACAAACCAGCCGCUUAUUUGCAUGUUCCAAAAGUGCACGGAACGUUGCAAGUCGGACGACAUUCGGACAUAGAAGAAAUAGCUACAUUUGAUGGUAGUUCGAAUAGCGACAAAAGUAUCUCCUGGAAAGAUGUAAGUGUAACUUUAGACAAGAUUUUCUUCGCGAUUUUCCUUAUAAUACUUACUGUUGCAACAGUUGUUUACGCUGUAAUAAUUUCUACAAGUGAGCGGGCAAAGGUAUCCGAAUGAUCUCACAACAUACGUGCAUUUCUUACUUGUCUACCAGAUCAUUGCUUUUCUAGAAACUGUCAAAUAUUAGUGAGGUUUUAAAUUAAAAAUUAAAAUCAAUCAGAAAACAAUGUGAAGUUCUGCUUUUUACACACA
Molecule: messenger RNA, 1326 nt
Organism: Mercenaria mercenaria
Lineage: Eukaryota; Metazoa; Mollusca; Bivalvia; Venerida; Veneridae
Product: neuronal acetylcholine receptor subunit alpha-6-like
Exons: 1
Coding region: 70-1191 (373 amino acids)
Biological process (GO): monoatomic ion transmembrane transport; nervous system process; regulation of membrane potential
Cellular component (GO): neuron projection; membrane; synapse
Molecular function (GO): extracellular ligand-gated monoatomic ion channel activity; transmembrane signaling receptor activity; neurotransmitter receptor activity
Source: RefSeq, a predicted model, not a curated record